AUGGCACCUCAUCCUGCUGAUCAACCCGCGGCACCAAUGAAUGUCAAUGUUGAAACCCAAGGCCACCCAAACACGGCCCCAUUCUGGAGUGCUUCUUCGCAUUAUACAUAUAUUAACUGGGAUCACCCAGAUGAAGAAACUGAUUUUUAUUCUGAAACGGAUGUGAAUGGAUCAUGGAAGCUUGGUGAUGACUUAUGUAAAGGUUUGAUUUUUGAAAACAAGCGUGUUGUACAGGAUGCCCUGUUACACUAUUGUCUUAGACUAAAUCAAACUUAUAAGAUGAGUGAAUCCAAGCCAGAGUACUUUACUGCAAAGUGUCAGAAAUCCGUAGAUGGCUGCCCGUGGAGGAUAAGGGCACAUCUAUCCAAAAAAAUUGGUAAAUGGACCAUAUCCAAAUGGGAGGGUUCGCAUACGUGCUUAAAUGCGAUGACUUCUCAAGACCACAAGAAGAUGACGUCAACCUUCAUGUCCAACUACAUUCUUGGCAUGGUAAGUGCCCAACCAACUAUCCCUAUUUCUCUCAUACAAGAGAGGAUCAGUGGUCAGCUCAAUUACAAGGUGUCAUACUUUAAAGCUUGGAAGGCGAAGCAAAAAGCACUUGCUCGCGUGUUCGGUGAUUGGGAGGAGUCUUACGACCUGCUCCCUAGGUGGUUGGAAUAUAUGCUGAGGUUUUCCCCUGGAUCCCAUUACGAGUUUGUCACAACUGACUAUAAGGACCAGUAUGGCAAUGUUGUUCCUGAUUUCAAGAAAUUUGGUCGAGUGUUUUGGACGUACAAACAAUGUUGUGACGCAUUCAACUAUUGCAAGCCAAUGAUACAAAUUGAUGGCACAUUCCUCUACGGAAAGUAUAGUGGAACUUUGCUUAUUGCCACGACACAGGACGGGAACAGUAAUGUGUUGCCUUUAGCUUUUGCAAUUGUGGAGGGAGAAACACUCGGUGCUUGGACGUGGUUUCUUCGUCUGAUGCGUGUGCAUGUCACCAGGAAACAAGGGAUAUGUCUAAUAUCAGACAGACACGCCAGCAUUCUCUCAGCAGUGGGGAAUCCAUCUAACGGGUGGCAGCCACCAAACGCUUAUCAUGUGUAUUGCAUUCGCCACGUUGCCAGCAAUUUCAACUCCAGGUUUCACAACACAGAGCAGAAAAAUGAACUGAUAAAUAUGGCUUACGAGCCUUGCCCGUAUCUUUUCGAGCAACGCUUAGCGGCUUUUCGAGGGCACAACACAGCUGUCCGGCAAUGGAUAAAUGACAUCAGCAAUGAGAAAUGGAGCCGAGCUUGUGAUGUGGAAGGUCGUAGAUACGGCCACAUGACCACGAACUUAUCUGAGGCUGUGAACAAAGUGUUCAGGGGUGCUAGAAACUUGCCUAUCACUGCACUUGUUAAAUGCACAUAUGACAAGCUUGUGGAAUAUUUUGUGCAGCGAGGUUCUGUAGCAGCAGCACAACAAAGAGCCGGCGACAGAUAUUAUAACAAGGUCAUGGAGGCCAUGACAAAGAAUGCGACGGUUGCCCAGUCUCACAUUGUGCGGACGUAUAGCAUAGAUAGGUCCAGGUUCGAAGUAGAGGAGGGAUUCAACCAACAGAACCAUCGCAGUGGUUAUACGUGGCGACUGAACUUAGAUGAAAGAACUUGCGAAUGUGGACGCUUCCAGACGUUCAAAUAUCCUUGUUCACAUGUGAUCGCGGCGUGCGCCAACCAGAGUUUAGACUAUCUUCAAUAUGUGGACCCUGUUUAUACGAUUCAGAACAUUGUGGAUGCGUAUUCAGGGCAGUGGUACCCCAUUGGGAAUGAUCUGAACAUGCCGCCAAGAGUUGGGCCUAGAAUUGCUCCAGAUCCUGCCAAAAUACGGAAGAAGGGUCGUCCAAGGUCUACCUGUAUAAGAAAUGAGAUGGACUUGAGGGAGACUCAAUCUCAGCCGAGUCGGAGAUCGGUGUCACUACAAAGAUAA
Lotus japonicus is the source of this 1947-nucleotide messenger RNA. RefSeq lists its product as uncharacterized. Gene Ontology annotation, molecular function: zinc ion binding. Lineage: Eukaryota; Viridiplantae; Streptophyta; Magnoliopsida; Fabales; Fabaceae. The record is from RefSeq and is a predicted model, not a curated record. The transcript has 4 exons. The coding region runs from base 1 to 1947 and encodes 648 amino acids.